UCUUGGAUCAAGUAAACUCACAACUCAACUCGCGCCAGUUACAGUAAGACCACUAUCCGCUGAAGGACAAUUCUCCAACAGCGCUCGAGAUCGGACGUUUUACUAGUGAUCCAUCUACCGUGUAGCCAUGCAAUCCAUGUUGAAGGCUCCUCUCAGCUGCCUGCCCAAGAGCAAGCCUUCCUCCAGCAACCUCAUGGUGGUUCUGAUUCUCACAGCCUUCUGUGCUAUUGUACCUUUGGACCUCACGCAGCUCAUCUUCACCUGCCUUGGGGCCUUUUGUUACUACAUCGUACAGCAACUUCAGCGCUCGAUGGCAGUGCCCAUCUCUGGCAAAAAGCUGAAGACGUCUCUCCCAGAGGAGAAGGGUUACCACGCCCCGGAGUCCCGCGAGGUUCGGAAGCGUCGCCCCGCAGCUCCUACCAGGAAGCAGCAGCAAAGCCCCAGGGGUGCUCAUGUCGACGCACGCGCGCUGCCUGCCACGGUUCCGAUUGUACCGCCAAGCUUCAAGGGAGAGUCCUUGGAGGAAGAGGUUCAGGAGCUCCUCACGCAAAUCAUGCCCACGGCGGCCAGUCAACGAGGGGUCGACUGCCUGGCGGAGGCCAUCCGUGUGAUGCUGGCGAGCAGCCUUCCAGAGGUGGAAGUGCUGGGCUUUGCCAGCAGCGACCUCUCCCGGGGCCGUGCGAAUGGCGUGGCGGUGCCCGACGUGGACGUGGUCAUCAACGUCCGCCCCGACUGCGUGACCUCCAAGCUGCCUCCCAAACAGUCAGCAGAUCGUAUGAUGCAGAAAUGGGCGCUGCGUGUCUGCGCAGAUCGUCUGGUGUCCGGUGGCUUCAAGUUCCGCCGCAGCGGCUUCCGAGGGAAUGAGCCCAAGAUGACCUUGUUGGUACCUGCGGAGCUGAAGAUCUUUGACGAGGCAGUGCCCAUCGACAUCUCGGUGAACGCGGUGACGCCGCUGCACAGCGCUGCCUUGCUCGCUGAGUGCGGGAACUUGAACCCACAGAGCAAGGAGCUCAUCCUGGUGAUUCGCCGCUGGGCCAAGGAUCGAGGCAUCUGCCACGCGCCGAAGGGCCAUUUGUCGCCCUACAUCUGGAGCCUGCUGGUGGUCUACUACCUCCAGGUCGGACGCAAGGAAGGACCACAGCUGCCUCCGGUGAAGGAAUUCCAGGCGAUCUCCAACCUGCUCCCGAAUCAAGGCAAGACGAAGACCUGGAACCCCAAGGACGCGACCUCUGUCCCAGCGGCAGAGCUUCUGAAAGGCUUCAUGCACUUCUACCACAACUUCGCAUGGAAGCAGGAGGCCAUCGGUGUCCUACAGGGCCUUCGGGGUCCCAUGCCCUUGUCCUUGCCCAUCCACAUCAUCGAGCACGAAGAGCAAAAGACCACGGAGUGUGGCCCCUGCAUCGAGGAUCCCUUUGCGCCCAAGAAGAACCUGGGCUCCUGUAUGACCUGGUGGAGCUUCCGUCGCAUGAAGGAGGAGUUGGCCAGGGCGAACGACUUGCUGGACCGGGAUACGUUGCUGGCGAAGCUCCUGGAGCCUUGGGCUCCUGAGACGCCCGAGACGCCGGACGCGUGAGGCCGCUCCGAGCCCACCGCGAAAUGUGCCAUAAGCUUUGCUUCGCUCGGCCGCCAUGACGACCUGCACAGUGACCCGCUCGCGCGACCGUUCCGCGGAACGCGCGGAGCUGAACUCCGCCCGCGGCCGGGCGGGGGGAGCGACGGAAAACGAAUUCGGCCGGAGCUGCCAUGCGCUUUUGGGAGAUGAGGGUUGCGCUUUUUGACAAGAGAGGAUUGGAUGAUGGAGAUUUUGCUUUGGGGGUGAAUUGCUGUAGUCAGUUCAUAGAUUGGACAGUCCCAGGCCGAGUGGCUAUUUGUCCAGUGCCAAGCACCUUGGUUUUGCUUUUUCACGUGAGAGAUGAGGUUUAAGUUUGGGGGACAUCAUGCAGCAUAAAACAAUAUAUAGAAGUCUCACACUGUGACUAUGCUGUUUUUUCAUUGUGUAAUUUUUGAUCAAACACUUCUGUGGCUCUUGUGUGUCCUGUCUCAACCAGCCUUUUGAUGAUUACACGCUUCCAACCGCUUGUUGAUUUCCAGUGGUGAGCGACAUUGAUUUGUAAGUCUCUGGUUAUGCAGGAAAAAACACCUUUCACCACAGACACAUCAAGAGAUUCUCUCUUCAAUCUUG
Molecule: messenger RNA, 2182 nt
Organism: Durusdinium trenchii
Lineage: Eukaryota; Dinophyceae; Suessiales; Symbiodiniaceae
Source: the annotation of a GenBank genome assembly